UUCAGAGCCACUAUGCCACCAAACAGCGCUACAGAUCUUCACCCCAAUGGCGCACCAGAGAAGACUGCUCCAGAUGAGAUAGUCGACAAAAACGACGUGUUUGAGAAACUGGUGGCCCCUCAGGCUGGGCCGAGGAAGUUUGAAGUGGUCUACUUCAAUCUACUGACGUUCGGGUUCGCACAUCUGUCCUGGGCUUAUGGAGUUUACCUGAUCUUUACUGCGGCCAAAUGGCAGACAACAGUGUUUGCACUAGCAUACGGCAUAGCCGGUGGGUUGGGCAUCACCGCCGGCGCCCACCGUCUCUGGGCGCACAGGACGUACAAAGCGAAGAUGCCGCUACAAAUUAUCCUCAUGAUAUUGAACACAAUCGCCUUCCAAAACACCGCCAUGGAUUGGGUCAGGGACCAUCGUCUCCAUCACAAAUACAGCGACACAGAUGCGGACCCUCACAACGCAACUAGGGGAUUCUUCUACUCUCAUGUCGGAUGGCUGCUGGUGAAGAAACACCCAGAAGUCAGGAGACGCGGCAAGCUCAUUGACAUGUCAGAUAUAAGGAACAACCCUGUGCUCGACUUUCAGAAGAGAUACGCUAUUCCUCUGGUACUGACACUGACAUUCAUCCUGCCAGCAUUCAUCCCGUGGUACUUCUGGGGAGAGACCCUCAACUCGUCGUGGCAUGUUGCCACCAUGUUCAGAUACGUGACCGGUCUCAACCUCACGUUCCUGGUCAACAGCGCCGCCCAUUUCUUCGGCUACAAGCCGUAUGACAAAAGCAUAAUGCCGGCACAAAACAAGUUCGUUGCUUUUGCAGCGUUGGGAGAAGGCUGGCACAACUACCACCACAUCUUCCCGUGGGACUACCGGACGGCUGAACUUGGGAAUAACUCGCUUAAUUUGACGACACAUUUCAUAGAUUUCUUCGCGAAGAUCGGGUGGGCUUACGACCUGAAGGCGGCGCCUGAAGAUAUGAUCAAGACGCGAGCGGCGAGGACGGGCGACGGCUCCCACUGCUGGGGCUGGGGCGACAAGGACCAGGACAAGGAAGAAAGAGAACAAGCGAUCAUCAAGCAUCCGAGCGCAGAGAAGGAUUUGUGAGGAGCCCAAUGAAAUACGACAUGAGAAUGAUUUUAUUUGUUUCGGAUGUUACGAAUUUAGUGCAACAAUUGAUAAGUAUUUUUUGAAUCCUGAGGGUGAUGUUAAAUAACAGCUAUCUGUUGCCUAAUCAAUAAGUAUCACAUGAAAAUAAAAAUAUAUAUAAAGUGUA
Plutella xylostella (diamondback moth) is the source of this 1264-nucleotide messenger RNA. Its product is annotated as acyl-CoA Delta(11) desaturase. Gene Ontology annotation, molecular function: iron ion binding; stearoyl-CoA 9-desaturase activity. The record is from RefSeq and is a predicted model, not a curated record. Lineage: Eukaryota; Metazoa; Arthropoda; Insecta; Lepidoptera; Plutellidae. Gene Ontology annotation, biological process: unsaturated fatty acid biosynthetic process. Gene Ontology annotation, cellular component: endoplasmic reticulum membrane.